Molecule: messenger RNA, 2191 nt
Organism: Carica papaya (papaya)
Lineage: Eukaryota; Viridiplantae; Streptophyta; Magnoliopsida; Brassicales; Caricaceae
Source: RefSeq, a predicted model, not a curated record
UGGUACUUAAAGAAUCCGCUUUUUUUUUUUUUAUUUUUUUUAUUUUUCAUGUUUUAUGAUUCCUAGAAAUCCGAAAAAGAGGAACAAAAGAAAGCGAACGAAUUAUGGAAAGUAUGCUGAGUCAUUGACUCGCUGAGUUCAGUAUACGAGUUCCCACUGUCAUAUUUGCUGAAAUGGAUAUAUUAACUUUCGGGAUUAUAAUCGCAGCAAUCGUGAUCUUUUUUGGCAUUGUUUGCUUCAUCACCGUCGAAGGCACCUGCAAACGCCGUUCUUCUUAGGGACACUACGGACCUAGCUCUUAAGCCUCUAAAGUUAUCUUCUCUUUGGUUUUUAAGGCCAUUUGGUUCCGAUUUUUUGACUGCUAAUUUAAUUCCCUAUACAAAGAAAAAUAAUGUCUUCGAAGAAAUUGGUGUCGUCGCUGGCGUUGGCUUUAGGGCUGUUUUUGGAUCUGUGCGUCGGGAGCGGAUUAUGUGCGUCGAUGUCGCAUGAGAGCCACGGGCACCAUCACCACUGCGAUCAUGGUCACGGCCAUCACCGUCACAAGCCCGACCAUUAUCAUCAUCAUCAUUACCACGAGCACGACAAUGGAAAGGAGCUGACCGAGCGGAAGCUACCGGAGGAAUUGGCCGAAGAGGAGGAUAUGAGAUUGUACGGCUUCGGUCCCUAUGACGAUCACGGUCACGAUCAUGAUCAUGAUUCACAGCUCUCGGGUUUAGGUCUUUGGUUCCGUGCAUUGGGCUGCUCACUUUUGGUGAGUUUGGCUUCUCUUAUUUGCCUGAUUAUCUUGCCAAUCAUUUUCGGAAAGCCAAGGGAAAGACAUCCUGGAGUUGGACUUUAUCUCCUUCACAGCUCAUUAAGGCUUCAUAUACCUCUUCUUAAGAGUAAGUUUGACUCAUUAAUUAACACAAUAUCUUUUGCAGGUGGCGAACAUUCCCAUUCACAUCAUGUGGACCAUGGUCAUCAUUUACAUUCUGGACACGAGCAUUCUCAUUCUCAUUCACAUUCUUUGAAAGAUCUUUCUGUUGGAAUGUCAGUUCUGGCUGGGAUUGUACUCUUCUUGGUUGUGGAGAAGCUGGUGAGAUUUGUUGAGGAAAACUCUGGAGGAGUUGAUGCAUGGGGCUCUGGCCAUCACCAUCAUCAUCAUAAGAGCACUAAGAAAUUGAAGGAUGAGGACAAUCAUGGUAAAACACUAUCUCAAACUUCCAGCAACGAAAGGAAAUCAUUAAAUAAAAUCUCAGAUGAUUCUUUGGAUGGAGAAGGUGAUGAUCAACCAAAAUCUCCUCUUCGGAAGAGAAUGACUUCUACUGGUUAUAGCAGUGUUAAGCCGGAUAUAGAUGCUGCAGAUGUGUCGAAAAAUAAUAUUAAACUUUCGGACAAAGAAGAACUUGCUCAGUCAUCAAAUCUUGUCUUUGGUUACCUCAAUCUGUUUUCUGAUGGUGUUCAUAAUUUUACUGACGGAAUGGCUUUAGGAAGUGCUUUCCUUCUUUAUGGCUCUGUUGGUGGGUGGUCUAGAACUCUGUUUUUGCUUGCACAUGAGCUUCCUCAAGAGGUUGGUGAUUUUGGCAUUCUGGUAAGAUCUGGUUUCAGUGUAUUCAAAGCACUAUUCUUUAACUUUCUCUCAGCUUUGGUGGCACUAGCUGGAACUGCAACGGCUUUACUCUGGGGACAAGAUCCAGGGCAGUCCUCUUUGAUCGAGGGAUUUACAGCGGGUGGGUUCAUUUACAUUUCUGUUGCUGGCGUGCUUGCAGAAAUGAACAAUACUGGGAAAACAACAUUGAAAAGUACAGCACUGCAAUUAACUUCACUGGUACUUGGCAUGGUGGUGGCCCUUUGUAUUUCUCUUGUAGAAUGAGAAUUCAUAUACAUCUGUGUAAAUUGUACCCCAAUUUUAUUUGAAAAUUUUUUCAAGCAUAAACUAGGUAUUUUUACUCAUGUAUUCAAUAUCUUCACUAGUGAAUAGAGUAAGCUUAGCUUCUGCUUUGAUCUCGAGAGUUACGGAAGAGGCAGAGAGGAUUCAUUAAUUGAUCAAAGAGUGUUUAUUUUGGAAGUUGGUUUUUCGGAGAGGUAUUUAUUUUUUAAGAUAGUUACUUCAGCAUAUUGAGGCCAUUUGGAUUAACUUCUUAUUUCUUUUCUUUUGUGGUUUUAAGUUAAAUGUAAUUUUUACUCUUAAUGAGAUCUGAUCUUAUACACA